AUGGAAACGAGUUGCUGCGGGGAUUACGCGUCCGUACCUCCGACGAAUCUCGUCACGGCGAUGACGACGAUGACGGCGGAGGCGACAGCGACGGUGCCGGAGAAGGAGUCGAUCGCGAUGGCGAUGCUCUUUGUCGUGUUCAUCGUCCUCUUCUACGGGUCGAUAUUCGUCCUCUGCUUCGUAAUGUACCCGAAGUUGCCAGAGGAAUCCGACGGAGACGAGGAAUCCGGCGACCGGCUGCCGGCGUCGGAGAGGUUCGGCGCGAGGGCGAUGGCGGAGGUGUGCGUGAUAUGCUUGGAGGAUCUAAAGAGAAACGACAUCGUUAGGGUUCUGGUAAAAUGCAAGCACGUUUUCCACGUGCGGUGUAUAGAUUCAUGGUGUUUGUAUCGGUUGGCUUGUCCGAUCUGCAGAGCUCCGUUCCGGCUGUUCGAUGCCUGGUAA
Messenger RNA from Tarenaya hassleriana, 441 nucleotides. Its product is annotated as RING-H2 finger protein ATL64. The record is from RefSeq and is a predicted model, not a curated record. The transcript has a single exon. Lineage: Eukaryota; Viridiplantae; Streptophyta; Magnoliopsida; Brassicales; Cleomaceae. Bases 1 to 441 code for a protein of 146 amino acids.